AAAGAGAACCCCCUCAGUUCGGCCGGAUUCGUUGGAAUCUUGCACUCAGUUUCGCAAGGUAGUGGUCUGAUGAUCUUCAUUUUCGGUUCUACUCACCAACCAAUGGCAACCGACCUCAACGUGUCUGCGACCUGGAUCUCCCAAAACCUGUUCGAAUUCCCAACUGAUCACUGGAUGCAACUGGGCUCCACAGGUAGCAAGGCAGAGAGGGUGGAUCUUCUGGCCCAAUCACGCGCCAUGUCGAAGCUGAACAUCGACAACUUGAAGAAGGGCAUUGUGCAGAUCCUGGAUGGCAGCAAGGAGAAACAACGGAAGUUCCUGGAGACGGUAGAGUUGCAGAUUGGCCUCAAGGACUAUGACACUCAGCGAGACAAGCGCUUUGCCGGCACCAUCAAGCUUCCGCAUGUUCCUCGCCCCAGAUUGAAGGUGUGCGUGUUGGGCGACGCAGUGCACUGUGAACAGGCUCAGCGAGCCAACAUCCCCUUCAAGAGCGUGGAGGAUCUCAAGAAACUGAACAAGAACAAGAAGAUGGUGAAGAAACUCGCUGACUCCUUCGACGCCUUCUUAGCCUCGCAGGUGCUGAUCCCUCAGAUCCCCCGUCUCUUGGGCCCCGGCCUCAACAAGGCCGGGAAGUUCCCCACCCUGGUGCAGCACAGCGACAACUUGGAGACCAAGGUCACCGAGGUCCGUAGCCAAGUGAAGUUCCAGCUGAAGAAGGUCUUGUGCAUGGGUGUGGCGGUGGGCAACGUGCAGAUGACGCCCGACGAGCUGAGGCAGAACUGCUUGAUGGCCAUCAACUUCCUGGUGUCGCUCUUGAAGAAGAACUGGAACAACGUGAAGCGGCUGCACAUCAAGAGCACCAUGGGGAAGCCAUUUACCAUCUACGGGUGAGCCACGAUGCUUGUACAGAGACCAAUCCUGCCUUCGCUGUCAACAAGAGUGACCGGAUUUGCUUCUGCGACGGAUUCGCACGGCGACCUGUCACUUUUUGGUCGACGACUCAACGCACAUGCACGGCACAUGC
This is a messenger RNA of Durusdinium trenchii, 1024 nucleotides long. Lineage: Eukaryota; Dinophyceae; Suessiales; Symbiodiniaceae. The record is from the annotation of a GenBank genome assembly.